Molecule: messenger RNA, 1149 nt
Organism: Fusarium musae
Lineage: Eukaryota; Fungi; Ascomycota; Sordariomycetes; Hypocreales; Nectriaceae
Exons: 3
Coding region: 1-1149 (382 amino acids)
Source: RefSeq, a predicted model, not a curated record
AUGUCUCCUCAAGAUACGCCAACGGCCCUCGUGGUCACAACGACUGUUCUCUCAACUGUUGCCUUUCUCGCUAUCGCCCGCGCACUUCUCUACCCCGUGCGCCCGAAAACCAUCCGCAAUCCGCUCAAGGCGGGCGUGUACGAUAAGGCCAAUGCUGAUAAGUUGAAGAAUCUUGUUUAUCAGCCUGAUCAGUUUCCUGGUGCUCGAGAUGUAGAAACCCCAUACGGAAGCAUUCGUGUUUACGAGUUUGGCCCUGAGAAUGGUGAAAAGGUCUUCUUUGUGCACGGCAUCAGCACACCCUGCAUCACUCUCGGGCCUAUAGCUCUUGGGCUCGUCAAGCGGGGAUAUCGUGUGAUGCUCUUUGAUCUCUUUGGGCGUGGUUUCUCCGACGGUGUCGCUGAUAUACCACACGAUGCCCGUCUCUACGUCUCCCAAAUGCUGCUUGUCUUGGCUUCUAGCCCUCUUGCAUGGACCGGUACAGGCGCCUUUCGCCUUGUUGGCUAUUCUCUCGGCGGUGGCAUCGCAGUUCAUUUUGCCAAUGCGUUUCCUAACCUCGUGCGCGAUCUCGUGCUCCUCGCGCCUGCGGGUUUAAUCCGCGCCGCCUCCUUUGGCCGCGUCUCUCGAUUCCUCUUCGUCUCUGGCCUCGUCCCGGAGCGCAUUCUGGCCGUCGCUACACGCAGUCGUCUUCAAAAGCCUAUCGCCGCUUCAGCCAAGCCACCCCCCAAGACGCCCAUCGAGGCUGUCACUACGCCACCACUCAAUGUUGCCGAGGCAGAGGUGGUUCCAGCGUCCGGUGAGGCCGUUACGCCGUUGGAGCAACGUGUCAUGGAGUAUGUGCGCUGGAUGGUCACCCAUCACAGUGGCUUCGUCCCCGCGUUCAUGUCGAGCAUUCGCUUUGCACCCCUGACCGAUCAGCAUGAAGCCUGGGCCAAGUUGUCCGAGCGUGCUCCUGGCACUACAGCUGUUUUACUAGCUAGAUCUGACGAGAUCAUUGAUCCCGAGUCCUAUCGCCGGGAUGCACUAUCCCUCGUUGGCGGUGAGCACCAUGUCCGCUGGCGAAUUCUUCCAGGGAGCCAUGAUUUCGUUAUGACGCAUGCGGGAGACAUCCUUAGCGAGAUUGACGACAUGUUCAAUACUAACAAGGUGUGA